AAAGCUCGAAGCGAAGCGGAUUAAUCCAUCCGGGCACCGAAAUGACGUGAUCCCCAUUCCAUUCACCCUCGUCACGGCACCUGCCGCCGCGGCCGCGUGCCGCCCUUGAAAAAUCCCACCACCUUCCUCGCCCUCCUCCACUCAUCAUUCUCAUUCCUGCCCUGCCCCCCGACACUCUGCUCUACUCCCCCACUCCACUCCCCCCCAGCCCUCUCACCGCCAGCACAAUGCAGCCGCCUACCUUUCUCCCGCUCGCCGCCGCCGUCGUCGCCGUCCUCCUACUCGCCGUCGCCCCGACACCCGCCGUCUCCCGCCACCACCGCUCGUCCGCCGACACGGAGACGCUCGAUGUAGCCGCCUCACUCUCCCUCGCCCGCGCCGCGCUCUCCACCGACGCCGCCGUCUCGCUGCACCAGUCCGCCGCCGCCGCCGAGGCGAAGCGCUCUUCACGGGAGAGCGGCGGAGGAGGUAGUCUCACGCUGCGGCUCCACUCCCGGGACUUCCUGCCGGAGGCGCAGCAGCGGCACGCGACGUACCGGUCCCUGGUGCAAUCCCGCCUCCGCCGCGACUCGGCGCGCGCCGCGGCGCUGUCGGCCCGCGCGACGCUGGCGGCGGACGGGGUGACCCGUCAGGACCUUCGCCCCGCGAACGAGUCGGCGGUCUUCGGGGCGUCCUUGGCGGCGGCGAUCCAGGGCCCCGUGGUGUCGGGCGUCGGGCAGGGCAGCGGGGAGUACUUCUCCCGCGUGGGCAUCGGCAGCCCCGCGCGGGAGCUGUACAUGGUGCUGGACACCGGCAGCGACGUCACCUGGGUGCAGUGCCAGCCCUGCGCCGACUGCUACCAGCAGUCGGACCCGGUGUUCGACCCGUCGCUCUCCGCCUCCUACGCCGCCGUCUCCUGCGACUCCCCGCGGUGCCGUGACCUCGACACCGCGGCGUGCCGCAACGCCACGGGCGCGUGCCUCUACGAGGUGGCCUACGGCGACGGAUCCUACACCGUGGGCGACUUCGCCACCGAGACGCUGACGCUCGGGGACUCCACCCCCGUCACCAACGUCGCCAUCGGGUGCGGCCACGACAACGAAGGUCUCUUCGUCGGCGCCGCGGGGCUGCUAGCGCUGGGAGGCGGCCCGCUCUCGUUCCCGUCCCAGAUCUCCGCGUCCACCUUCUCCUACUGCCUCGUCGACCGCGACUCCCCCGCCGCGUCCACGCUCCAGUUCGGCGCCGACGGCGCCGAGGCGGACACCGUGACGGCGCCACUCGUGCGCAGCCCGCGGACGGGCACCUUCUACUACGUGGCGCUGUCGGGGAUCUCGGUCGGCGGGCAGGCGCUGUCCAUCCCGUCGUCGGCCUUCGCCAUGGACGCCACGUCGGGAUCGGGAGGCGUCAUCGUGGACUCCGGCACCGCGGUCACGCGUCUCCAGUCCUCGGCCUACGCGGCGCUCCGCGACGCCUUCGUCCGCGGCACGCCGUCGCUGCCGCGGACCUCCGGGGUGUCGCUGUUCGACACGUGCUACGACCUGUCGGACCGGACCAGCGUGGAGGUGCCCGCGGUGUCGCUCCGGUUCGAGGGCGGCGGCGCGCUGCGGCUUCCCGCGAAGAACUACCUCAUCCCCGUGGACGGUGCCGGGACCUACUGCCUGGCGUUCGCGCCGACGAACGCCGCCGUGUCCAUCAUCGGGAACGUGCAGCAGCAGGGCACCCGCGUCAGCUUCGACACCGCCAAGGGCGUCGUCGGCUUCACCCCGAACAAGUGCUAGCCUUGCCUGCGUUCUGCGUUGUGUGUGCUUCUGGCUGGCUAACCGCCUUGUUAGCCACGGUGGUAGUACUGUAAUGACUAGCGGGUGUUUAAUUAGCGGGAGAGUGAUUAGAGUGGGGGUAAGUAAUUAAGCGGUGGGCCCUGCCGUGUCUGGUCUGGGGAGGAGCGAAAGGCAAAGGCGGCUGCCAGCCUGUUUGGCGCGGCGCGGGUGGGUCCAGUUGUGUCUCUCUUUCCCUCGCGGUCUCGGUCUUUGAGUAUGGAUGGGUGUGCGUGGGUGGAGCCGUGUCAUGACGAAAUUAUGUCAUGGGGCUCCAAGUUUAGAGUAUUUAUUUUAACUUUAUAAUUAUGUCAAGAAAAAAUGGAAGUUUCCAUCCCGCGGAAACGAUCAGAUAUGCUUGAAUGUUAGUACUAAUUUGAAUUUGAUGGUA
Messenger RNA from Sorghum bicolor (sorghum), 2184 nucleotides. RefSeq names its product protein ASPARTIC PROTEASE IN GUARD CELL 1. The transcript has a single exon. Bases 228 to 1757 code for a protein of 509 amino acids. Lineage: Eukaryota; Viridiplantae; Streptophyta; Magnoliopsida; Poales; Poaceae. Gene Ontology annotation, biological process: proteolysis. Gene Ontology annotation, molecular function: aspartic-type endopeptidase activity. The record is from RefSeq and is a predicted model, not a curated record.